Molecule: messenger RNA, 504 nt
Organism: Aspergillus fumigatus Af293
Lineage: Eukaryota; Fungi; Ascomycota; Eurotiomycetes; Eurotiales; Aspergillaceae
Exons: 3
Coding region: 1-504 (167 amino acids)
Source: RefSeq, a predicted model, not a curated record
AUGGCCGCCCGCGUCCAGCGCCGCCGCCGAUACCGCUGGCCCGAACUCCAACUCAACAUCUGGAUCAUCAUCGUGCUCGCCGGCUCCGCAAUCUGCCUAGGCAUCUUCGCCUGGUUCAUGGCGGUACAGUCGCAGCUCCGUCUGGGGACUCCAUGCCUCGGCGUCUUCUUCAUCUUCCUCGUUCUCUUCCUCGCGGCGCAGCGCUUCCUCCUCCCCGGGAUCAUCAUCAUCGGGAGUUUUAUCCUCUUCGUGCUGUGGCUGACGGGGUUGAUCGAGACCUCGCUGCAGCUGUAUGGGGUUGUGGGGAACGUGAACGACAACUGUCAGAACUACGUGGUGGAGAAUCCGUCCACGGGGAAUAAUAUCAAUACGUUGGCGUGGUUGACACAGAGUACCAUUUGUAAUUGCUGGAAGACCGCGUUUGCGUUUGAGCUGGUCAAUACCAUCUUCUUUCUAUGGAUGAUGGUCAUGUCCUGGCAGGUUAAUCGCGAUGUAUAUGAUUGA